CAGCGGGAGUGUGUGUGCGCCCCGGGCGCGGGCUGGGCGGCACUCGCACCGCGGCGGGAGCGCCGGGAGCCGGGCGGCCGCGUCGUCACUCGGGCGGGAGAGGCGGCGGCGGCGGCCGGGCCGGGGCUGGGGCAGCGGCGGCCGCGCCGGGCAUGGAGCUGGCAAGCCCGCGCUGAGGCAGGGCGCUCCUGCUAGCAGCCAGCGAGAGGCUCUCCGCCGUCCGGCGCGCGGGCUCCCCGGCCGGGGCCGGGCAAACUUUUCUUUCUCUUUUGCCCUCUCCUGAGGUAAAGUCCCGAACGCGGACUCGCCGGCGGGGGCGCCUUCUGCGGCGGGCGGACCGACUCCUCUGCGCGGCGGGGCCGGGGCAGGCUGGACGCAGCAUGAUGCGCGCAGUGUGGGAGGCGCUGGCGGCGCUGGCGGCGGUGGCGUGCCUGGUGGGCGCGGUGCGCGGCGGGCCCGGGCUCAGCAUGUUCGCCGGCCAGGCGGCGCAGCCCGACCCCUGCUCGGACGAGAACGGCCACCCGCGCCGCUGCAUCCCGGACUUUGUCAACGCGGCCUUCGGCAAGGACGUGCGCGUGUCCAGCACCUGCGGCCGGCCCGCCGGGCGCUACUGCGUGGUGAGCGAGCGCGGCGAGGAGCGGCUGCGCUCCUGCCACCUCUGCAACGCGUCGGACCCCAAGAAGGCGCACCCGCCCGCCUUCCUCACGGAUCUGAACAACCCGCACAACCUGACGUGCUGGCAGUCCGAGAACUACCUGCAGUUCCCGCACAACGUCACGCUCACGCUGUCGCUCGGCAAGAAGUUCGAGGUGACCUAUGUGAGCCUGCAGUUCUGCUCGCCACGGCCCGAGUCCAUGGCCAUCUACAAGUCCAUGGACUACGGGCGCACGUGGGUGCCCUUCCAGUUCUACUCCACUCAGUGCCGCAAGAUGUACAACCGGCCGCACCGUGCGCCCAUCACCAAGCAGAACGAGCAGGAGGCCGUGUGCACCGACUCGCACACCGACAUGCGCCCGCUCUCGGGCGGCCUCAUCGCCUUCAGCACGCUGGACGGGCGGCCCUCGGCGCACGACUUCGACAACUCGCCCGUGCUGCAAGACUGGGUCACGGCCACCGACAUCCGCGUGGCCUUCAGCCGCCUGCACACGUUCGGCGACGAGAACGAGGACGACUCAGAGCUGGCGCGCGACUCGUACUUCUACGCCGUGUCCGACCUGCAGGUGGGCGGCCGCUGCAAGUGCAAUGGCCACGCGGCCCGCUGCGUGCGCGACCGCGACGACAGCUUGGUGUGUGACUGCAGGCACAACACGGCCGGCCCGGAGUGCGACCGCUGCAAGCCCUUUCACUACGACCGGCCCUGGCAGCGCGCCACAGCCCGCGAGGCCAACGAGUGCGUGGCCUGUAACUGCAACCUUCACGCCCGGCGUUGCCGCUUCAACAUGGAGCUUUACAAGCUGUCGGGGCGCAAGAGCGGAGGCGUCUGCCUCAACUGUCGCCACAACACGGCGGGCCGCCACUGCCACUACUGCAAGGAGGGCUACUACCGCGACCUGGGCAAGCCCAUCACCCACCGCAAGGCCUGCAAAGCCUGCGAUUGCCACCCUGUGGGCGCCGCUGGCAAAACCUGCAACCAGACCACGGGCCAGUGCCCCUGCAAGGAUGGUGUGACCGGCAUCACCUGCAACCGCUGUGCCAAGGGCUACCAACAGAGCCGCUCCCCCAUCGCCCCCUGCAUAAAGAUCCCCGUGGCACCGCCGACCACUGCAGCCAGCAGCGUGGAGGAGCCCGAAGACUGUGAUUCCUACUGCAAGGCCUCCAAAGGGAAGUUGAAGAUUAACAUGAAAAAGUACUGCAAGAAGGACUACGCCGUCCAGAUCCACAUCCUGAAGGCGGACAAGGCAGGGGACUGGUGGAAGUUUACGGUGAACAUCAUCUCCGUGUACAAGCAGGGCACCAGCCGCAUCCGCCGCGGUGACCAGAACCUGUGGAUCCGCUCGCGGGACAUCGCCUGCAAGUGCCCCAAAAUCAAGCCCCUCAAGAAGUACCUACUGCUGGGCAACGCGGAGGACUCGCCCGACCAGAGCGGCAUCGUGGCGGACAAGAGCAGCUUGGUGAUCCAGUGGCGGGACACGUGGGCGCGGCGGCUGCGCAAGUUCCAGCAGCGCGAGAAGAAGGGCAAGUGCAAGAAGGCCUAGCGCGGGGUGGGGGGCAGCGGCGCGCCGGGCGGGCUGGGCGCCGGGGAGCGGGCGCCCCGCCACCGCGGCGGCGUGGACUUGGCCCGUGAGGGCUUUUCCAG
Molecule: messenger RNA, 2296 nt
Organism: Delphinapterus leucas (beluga whale)
Lineage: Eukaryota; Metazoa; Chordata; Mammalia; Artiodactyla; Monodontidae
Source: RefSeq, a predicted model, not a curated record